AGGUUCUGGUAGCGAGAGAUUACAUCACGUGGAAUGUGACGCGUAAAUCCAGGAAGUGGUUCUGUUCACAUAUAAGCAGCUGAAGCCGAGGAGCCACAGCCUGAUGCUGCUGCUGCUGAGCCAGACGUCCAGACGCCAUGUUCAAAGCUGCAGCCCAAGAGUUCGUCAAAAGACUGACAACUGGCAAGCAUUUCAUUCCCAAUGAAGACCCAGAGACAGAAGUAGACCUUCUGACUUUAGUCAGAAUCAAGAAGGGGAUUUUCUGGAAUUAUCCCAAGUACAAAGUGCUCAGGUCCACCUUACCUAAGCUUGUGGGGGUGAAGACGUUUUCACCAGGUGAUAAGGAGGACGAGAUGGCAGUGGAUUUCAGGAUGUUCAGAACGAUCAGUGGAAACGUCCAAGUGAAGGCAGGAGAUGUUGUGGAUGCUGGGAUAAGCGCUGAUGUUGUGGAUGCUAUGACUUCUGUUACCAUCAAGAAAAAGACAGUGGAUUUUGAUUGUGUGAGGGAAACUUUCAGGGGCAAGUCCAUUAACAAAGAAGACCUGAAGCAUCUGAAACUAAACAAACAACACACACUGGGGUUUGUUUAUGAGAGGGCUUACAACACUCAACCUGUGACAUUGACCAAUGUAGGAAGCUAUGAGGGAAAAGUCUCAGGAUUGUAUCAGAGCCUGGUGAAUGUGGGUGUUGGGGUGAAGGGAGAGUUGUUCGCCACCUACAAGGUACCAGAAAAUAAAACCUUUGCUUACAGCCUGGUGGAGAUCACAGUGACGAAGGGGAAGAUCGAAAUCCCUAUUGAAACCUGGAGUCACAAACAAGAUUGGCUCUCUGAUGCCAUAGACAAUGAUAUCCUGGAAAAAGCUAGAGAGGGGAUUGAAACAAAGGAAAAUAUUCUGAACCUGAUUGACAGACUUCCAGAGUCGACUCGUGGAGAUGUGCUGAAAAAGCUCAGAGAGGUUCUGGAGGAAGAGGAUGCUCUGAGUGAGCUGGAGGACAUGCUGAACGACAGCAGUGGGCCUCCUGCUUCUAAGACUGUCUCUUCCUUCAUGGACAUCCUGGACCAAUCCAAGGCCCCCAAGGCCAGGGACGGUCUUUGUGUUCUGGUUGCCUCCUUGGAUGUUCUGCCUCUGCCACUGCAGCGAUCUCUGACCUCAGGAAGUCCCGAGUCUAUCACCGUCCUCAACCAGCUGGUGGAAAGUCUGAAGGACAACGAUGAACCCAAGCUGACCGGUUCUGUCCCCGCCGGCCUGCAGCCAGAUGGAGAUCUGCGUUGGGCCGCUGAUCUCCUCUGUUCCUCUGAUGAGGCGCUGAAGACGCUGACUGAUCUCUUCGAUCUGCCACCAGAGGUUCUGCUGGAGGUUCUGGCUCUGGCCGUGAUGGGAAUCCACAAGCUGCAGGGCGGAGAGUAAAGCCGGUCCUGCUGGUGGACGUUUCACACUGGGGACUUUAAAUGAGGGAAAUAUUUUUUCAAUUCUGGGCCACUUCCUGUUGGGUUUCCUGUCACAGCGCCACCGUCUGUCAGGAAGGUUAAAUAACAACGAGCUGCUUGUGUCUAAAUGCCUGAUUUGUUGUAUUUUCAUGUUCUGAAUGAAACUUUGACUUUAAAAAUGAAAACCAAUCUAUUGUCUGUCUCCUCUCAGUGAUUAUUAAAGACAUUCAAACAUGAAA
Molecule: messenger RNA, 1668 nt
Organism: Xiphophorus couchianus (Monterrey platyfish)
Lineage: Eukaryota; Metazoa; Chordata; Actinopteri; Cyprinodontiformes; Poeciliidae
Exons: 11
Coding region: 138-1409 (423 amino acids)
Biological process (GO): programmed cell death
Cellular component (GO): cytoplasm
Source: RefSeq, a predicted model, not a curated record